AUGACGCUUAUAGAGGGUAUAGGAGAUGAAGUAUUGCAGUUUGUUGGUGUGUUAUUAGUGCUAGCUGUGGCAGCAGUCGCUUGGUGGUCAACAAAUGCUCGCCCUGGUCGUUAUCGCACAGUGGUUGUGAUGAGGUCAAGAGCACCUCACUCAGUUACUGUCAGCAUAAGAACUAGGGCUAAUUUAUUGAUAGCAAACAAUCAACCUAGUACAUCUAAUCCAGUCUCUACUUCAGAUACUAUAGCCGUGAGCACAUCAGACACACCAGAGGAGACCAGAGACACUUCUAGGGUGAUACCCCUGCAAGAAAUGGACAGCAUAAUUGAUGCCGACAUGGCCAUGCUAGACAAUAACAGACUUCAUUUCUACAGAAGGAUUGAUUCAGUUGGCAACAACACCGAAGUAGGUGAGCCAGCAAGUGAUGAAAGUGAAGUCCAAGAGGAAGUUGAGCCAUCGAGCAAUGCACAGAUCAGGGAAAUGGACAGUAUUGUUAGCGCCAUGGAGGCUGAUGUCACAACGGGAUGUGAGUUCUUCACUAGACCUAAUGAAAAUAAUGCAAUUGCUAAGAACAAUACAAAAUCUAUUAUAAAAGAUAAUAACACACCAUCAACUACUUCUAAUGCAGAAAAUCAAGAGAAUUCUGUAAAUGUGGAUAACUCUAGUGGUGAAAGUGGUACUACUUCACAUACAAACAAUCCUGACAUCAAUAACAGGCAAACAAUUUUAAUAAAAUUAAAAUAUCUAAAUGAUACCCUUAAGGAAGUGGAGGGCUGUUUAGAUGAACCACUUAAGGACUUCAAAUUACGUCACUUCUCAUCGGAGCUUUCGUCCGAGUGUCGUGUGCGUCUGAUAUUCAACGGUCGUGUGUUGAUGGACGAUACAGCGACACUGAGAGCCUGUGGACUGCAUCAUCGCGCCGUCGUACACUGCCUUGUGCAUCCAAAGCGGAAUCAUGCUCAAGCGCAUAGGCCAGACGAAAGUCCUGCAAACCCCGAGCUGGUCUCGGAGGGUCCACAGCAAGAGAGACCCUGGGAUCUGGAGAAUAUUCUGAUGACGCUAGUUUCCGUUGCACUCACCGUCGUCUGGUUCUUCAGGUGCGAAUACUCAAAUAUGUUUACAGCGAGCGCGAGCGUCGCACUGUUCGGUCUGACUGUAUUCUAUAGCGUGGCCAUAUUCGGCCUCUACCUUUCCGAUACAUUCCAUUUCGAUCGGCGGCCAGCUCAACCGGUGCCUGCCAACUGAAAUUGCACUUUAACGCGAUGACUUUAAGGCACAUUAAUCGAUCACCGUUCUAAUAAGAUUUUUGUAACUUGUAACAAUAGCAUGUAUAAUCCUUUAUUUGAGCUCUUUCAUCUGGCUUAAUGAGCUUUGUAUAACUUCUCCUUCGUGUAACUUUUCAUAAAAGAGGCGAUUUUAUUCAGGAUGGGGGUGAAAUCGAUAAACU
This is a messenger RNA of Diatraea saccharalis (sugarcane borer), 1444 nucleotides long. The record is from the annotation of a GenBank genome assembly. Lineage: Eukaryota; Metazoa; Arthropoda; Insecta; Lepidoptera; Crambidae.